AUGGCAAAGUCACCGGGAAAGAAAAAGGAAAAGUCGAAAGGCCCCAAAAAGGGUGCUUCAGAAAAGAAAGCGAAAGGCCCAAGUAAAUCGAAAGACGAUAAGAAGAAAAAGGGCAAGAAGGAGAAGAAAGGCCCCUUGAGCAAGAAAGACAUGGAUAUUGCAAAAUUGCAAAAGCAGAAGGAGGAGCAGGAAGCGUUGCAGAGGGAGGCAGAGGAGAAAGCUGCUGCGGAAAAGAAAUUGGCCAUCGAAUUAAAGGAACGAGAUGGACAAUUAGCGCAAAGCUCGGCCAUUAUUGAAUCCUACAACCGAUGGGUAGUGGCGAAAUGGAAAGCGUUUCGAGCAUGCAGAAACAUUCCUGAUUUCAACAAACUGUAUGAAGUCAAUUCAUAUAUUUCAUAUUGGUUAAGUCAACUCAGUCCUCCUGCGAUGAAACGAUUGCUCAAACUAACGCCAGAAUACUUGCAGCAAUUAUUGCAAUUUCAGCUUUUAUACGAACUCCAAUUUUACCUCAUCGAUCCGGAAAUAUCUAUGAGACCUGAUUUACUAAAAGAGUUGGGCAUCCUCUAUCGAGGAAUGAUUGAUAAUCAGAUCACCUACGUUAACAAGUGCACGUACAACAUAAUUGCAGACUUGUCCGUUCUAUAUGAACCGGAAGUUGGUAUUUGUGACUAUUUGCUCAGCAUUCCCGACAUUACUCACUGUCUUUGGGGAAAUAUUUACUGUGCACCAAACAUCAAUGGACACGAAUUUGAAGAAUUGAAAUUCAAGUUUAAAAUUCCAGAGGUCCUUCUCUCAACACCUGGAAUUUAUCGACUCAUUAAAUCGGAAUAUGAUCACUACUCCGAUUCAUGUCUCAGCUACUUUCCACCUGGAGUUGAAAAUGCUUUGAAACAAUCAAUACUGGACUGGGUAGAACUUCAUAAAUUAGCAUCGGGCGAAUACACAGAACUGCAAUCUCCUGCAGAACUAAAGAAAAAGAAAAGAAAGGAUAAGAAAAAGAAGAAGGGAAAAGGAGGCAAGAAACGAGCCAAGUCUCCUAAAGGACCAAAAGAGAAGAAGGGGAAAAAGAAGCGCAAGUCAAAAGAGCGUUCUGGUUCUGAAGACACGGGCGCUGCGACCACGGGAGACGAAGACGACUUCAAACUGAUCUCAGAAAGAGAAAGUUCUGCAACCGUCAAGAGCAAAAAGAAAAAGUCAAAAAAGAAAGCGAAAGGAGAAGGCAAGGAUAAAAGUGGAACGAAAAAAGGGAAAAAGAACCGUGGCCAAGAUAACGCAGAUACUGACACCAGUGCUAAUACUACAACAGAACCCGAAUCUGAGGCAGAGGAAGAAGAGGAAUCAUUCUCGAUGAGCAGUUUCAUGGCAAAAGCUAGGAAGACGCUCACCGAAAUCACGCGACGACAAUCUGUGCGACCCGACCGCACAUCCUUAGAAGAACGAACAUCCAUUGAAGAACGAGAACAGGAGGAACAACUCAAACUAAAACUCGAAGAGUCGUACAAGAAAGCUGUUAAAGGAUCCAAGAAGAAGCAGAAGAAAAAGAAGAAGAAGAGCCGAGACUCCGAAGUGUCAGAAUCGGAGGGGAACGAGGAGGAGGAGGCAGAAGAUGUCGAAAAAAUUGAGAGUGGAAAUGCCGGUGAGGUAACUUCUUCUACUGCAGACGAUGGGAACACCACAACAGCUCCUGAAAGUGACGACGUUUCUACAAGUGAAAGUCGUAGUGCUUCGAAGGAGAAAAAACCGAAGGGGUCCAGUAAACCGGGAUCUGCAAAAUCAGACAAAUCAGUGUCUAAAUCCAAAUCUGAUUCCGGUCGAUCAAAGUCCAAAUCGCCCAAAGGAGAUGACAGAAAGUCUCGAUCGAAAACCAAAGACAAGAGUGGUAAAGGAAAGGGCAAAAGUAAGAGCAAAAGCAGGUCAAAAAGUGGAGGGUCUAAGAAAUCCAAGAAGAAAGGUGGCAAAAGUAAAAGCAAAGAUCGCCACAAGAAAACCGAAGCUGAGUUGGCAAAAGAACGGGAGCGAGCAGAAAAGUCAAAGUUUAUUCCUCAACUUCAGGAAAAUGAGUUGAACUUACGGAACUAUGUCAUUCUUGGUGGAGUCUAUCAAUUCAAUCUUUUGGAAAUUCCACCUCAACCAAAGAACAGAGGAAAUUGGGUUAUCCAUAUUAAGGAAGCGGACAACAGUCUUAAGGAAGUUGCAUUCGAAGCGGACUACACUCCACCAGCUAUUGCCGAUCAAGAAAGUGCAAAAAAGACGCCGGAAGAAAUGGAGAGAGAGGCAAAGCAGCAAGAGGAAGAACUGCAAAAACUGGUUUUAGCCGACAUGUCUGCUCCAAAAGUAGCAUUGUGGUUUGAACCUCCGACCCCAGGCAAGUUCAUAUGCACCUUUCUUGUAUUUAGCAUGCAUUUGUGAUGUAAAUUUAU
Molecule: messenger RNA, 2420 nt
Organism: Folsomia candida
Lineage: Eukaryota; Metazoa; Arthropoda; Collembola; Entomobryomorpha; Isotomidae
Product: neurofilament heavy polypeptide-like
Exons: 23
Coding region: 1-2409 (802 amino acids)
Cellular component (GO): axoneme
Molecular function (GO): beta-tubulin binding; microtubule binding
Source: RefSeq, a predicted model, not a curated record